Colletotrichum higginsianum IMI 349063 is the source of this 3468-nucleotide messenger RNA. RefSeq lists its product as uncharacterized. Lineage: Eukaryota; Fungi; Ascomycota; Sordariomycetes; Glomerellales; Glomerellaceae. The transcript is spliced from 5 exons. Gene Ontology annotation, molecular function: metal ion binding. The coding region runs from base 1 to 3468 and encodes 1155 amino acids. The record is from RefSeq and is a predicted model, not a curated record.
AUGAACAAUUACUACCCAUACGGGUACUCGCCCUACCCGGGUCAGGCGCCUGCGCAACAACAGCAAGAGCCCUACUUCCCAAUCAUGCCGCCUUUUCCUCCCCAAGUGGCGUCCUACCCUCCGCACACAAACACCUUUGAAGCUCGUCCCCAGCCACCGGAUUCAUACGACCAAAACCAGACGAUGAUCCCUGGCCUCGGAUACAAUCAUCUUCAAGGCUUUGGUUGGUCCCAGCCGCAGCCGCAGCCGCAGCCGCAACAGCAACAGCAACAGCAACAGCAACAGCCAGCGGCAGCUCAGAUCCCCUUCCAGCAAUCGUGGCAGCCUCCGCGCGAGGGGCCUAACCUCAUUUCAGCAGCGCAAUACUAUCAGCCGAAUAAUGUGCCCAAAUCUAAGGCACCCAUGGGUUCGGAAACACUCCCUCCCACUGUGCCUAGGGGCCCCGCUAAGCCGACGACCGACGACGCCGAGGAGGGCGAGCUGAGUGAUGGCGAACUUGAAGAUGUCUACGAACCGCAAGAGACCGUUCGCUCCGGUAGAGACACCCGGGCGACUACGAAUGCGACCGCGGAGAAUGGCGACAACUCUGUCGGGCGCGCAGCCGCCAGCUGGUACGGCGAUCUUAGGGACGGUGGGAUGAGGGUUCCCACGGCUGCGGAUAUUGAUGAACGAGAGCGGACCCGAUCCUACUCCCCCCACCUGUCUCCUAACGAAGUCCAUUCGCGCACGGCUACAAACGACCAACACAACGACUCUCCUCGAACACAGGCGUUCGGUAGCAAGGCUACCCAGUCUUCCACGGCCCUGGCCGGUCAGCAGUCGGGCAAGAAAGCUUUGGAGGACGCUCGGCAGAGAGCCCAGUCGGCAGUUCUCAGCCUAUGGCCCCUUGGUGUCCGUCACCAGGAUUAUCUUGACGAGGGUAUCGACAAAAAUGUUGUCAAAGAACUCUUCAACGAGCUGAAACUGGAUUCCGGCACUUCCAGCCAGUUCGCCAUUCCAGGUCUUUCGGUCACCGCGCAGUUACCAGGACUUUCCCAGUCCUACACUCAGUCCAGCUCUCAGCCCAACAGUGCAUCUACCUCGACGGCAACAUUGAAACCUACGAACAAAGCGUCACCCACAGUGGCUAAGUCAGCUGGAGAAGAGAGAAAGGAUCGGAUCGCUCGUUUGUUGGCAGCAAAGAACGCAAAGUCCGCACCUUCGGCUCUCAACAACGGGGCGCCGGCUGCGGGCGCGAGCGACAAGGUGCUUAUCCAACAACAGAAGCAGGAUGCCCUCCAGAAAUCUCGCGAAGCCAGGGCCCAGAAGGCUGCCGAGCGCAAGGGAUCUUUGCAGGCUUCCCAGUCAAAGGAAACGUCCCCAGCAUCGUCGAUUCGAAGACCACCCUCGGCAACCAACAUCACAUCGGCCGCCCCGUCCACAGCCCAACAAGCUCAGGUUGCUUCCUCUCAGCAAUCGACUUCCCAAGUUGCUCCCGUAUCGACUAUCCCUGGUCUUUUCAUGUCUACUCCCCAAUCUGCUCCUAUCAACAACCAACGGAAACGACCGGUUGCCGCUGACUUUGUGUCCAACUCAAACGUCAACAAGCGGCCCUUCGGCCCCACACGACAAGACGAGCCCUUUGUCAUUGAUGUCAGCGACGUUUCCGACGAUGAAGAUGUCGAAAUGGAGAUAGGAUCUCCGACCGACGAGCCAGCGAGCAUUCAGCGUACCGACACGCCGUCUCGGAAGACGGCGUCUUUUCGUGACUUCCCUCCGAUAAGAGAGGGUAUUCCCCAGCGCCAGCUCUCUAGCCCAGCCCCUAGCAAUGUCGCUACGCCUCAGUCUGGUAUCCUGGGCGCUCAACCGAAGCAGGCGCAUCUUGAAGUCAUGGACAAACAGAUCGAGGCGAUGAAGCGAAAGAUUGCUUUGGCCGAAGCUCGCGCCAAACUAAAGGCUGUUAUGAGCAACCAGGCGGGUGGUCAGAAGUCUAAAGGACAGACGCCAGAUGUCGCUGUUGAUUCAGACAGUGGUAAGCCGGCUAUUCGACGAGUUCAGUCCAUGGAUGCGUCCAGUGCAUCUGAUCAGCUUAAUGGCCAGGCGUCCCCUGUAAUCGCCGAGCCCAGCGGUUCCAUGCGUCUGCCCAAGCUGUCAGACAAGCGCGUUGAGGGCGACUCGACCCGCGCUCAAAAGCUCCGCGUGGUCAGCACCAACCUGCCUCUCAUCGAGAAUCGAUUACAGGCGAAGAAGAGCAAGCUUCGUCUCCUUCAGUCACAGAUGUCCCGUCUGGAGAAGGAGAUUGAACAGGAGAUCGCGGAGAAACAGAAGCUGUCAGAGGAGAUGGAACAGCUCAACCAGGACUCGGACGAGUCAGAGGAGCCUCAAAACCAGCUCAAGAGCAAUUCUGUGGAUCCAGUUGUCACUCAGACGUCGACAGGGUCCCAGUCCAACGUGCAAAGCCCGUCGGCUGUUGCCACCGCCCCUAAGGAUCAGAGUGCCGGUAUGAUAACUUCAGCCUCUGCUGACGUUGCCGCCGCCGCUCGCCCCUUCCGGUCCCCGUCGACAGAUCAUGGCGAGAAAGUCCCCACUCCUACACGAGAAGUCGCGGUCACUGGUAAAGCCGCAACAAGCCCCCUUGAAGCCCCCACUUCCACAGACAACCAAGUAACUACUACUGCUGUUGCUGAGGUUCCUGUCGGCCACGUCAUCGCGGGUGACGACGAAGAGUCGCAGCCUGCUACGAGUGACGAUGCCUCUGAUGUUGUCAUGGGCGAGUCCGAUAGUUCGAGCUCUCUCGAGCAAGACCGAGAGUCGUCCUCGGACGCCUACGAACCCCCUGAGAACGUAGCUCCCGCAGUCGCGACAAAGUCCCCGUCUAUCGGACUGGCAGUGGCAGACAGCACCGUCUCGCUGGCCAACAGUGACACUGACUUGCAGCAACCAAGUUCUAGAGCCUCGCCGGUUCCCCAGCAGAUAUCUGUGGGUGUCAAUGAGUCGACUCCCGAGCAGGGAGUUGAUGCUGCCCCUCCCGUUGCACAAAGCACGAUUGAGCCCUCGUCUGGCGAUGGCUUCACCCCUUACGAGAGUCCGCUCCAGUAUUUCCGUGCUUACCGAUAUCAUCCCAAAUUUGCUGAAACCGUCCCUGGCGGGCUGCGGUCCCUCACCUAUAGCAACAGGAUCGAUCCGAACCUCCCCAUCUGCCCGGACGAACUGGCCGGGCGCGACUGUCCUAGGGGUGCUGACUGCAUUUACCAGCAUUUCGAGUCGAUGAAGCUGCCGGACGACCAAAUCCUCCUCCAGCUGGGCGGUACUACACUCGAAGGGCCCGAAAGGGCACAGUUUAACGAUGGAUUGCGAAAGCUGCUUCAAGAAAUGAGGUCGCAGAACAUCAAGGACUUUUCCAGCAUUGCACAAGGCAUUGUCGACUACCGCAAUCGCUUCACUAGCGAUCCGUCAAAGAUGCUGCCUCUUGGCAACGCUUCGAUCUAG